AUUCUCUCUCUCUCUCUCUCUCUCUCUCAAGUUCAAGCUCUAGCUCUGAAUACAUGGCGGUGUUGAACCGCCUACUGAGAGCGAGAGGCUCAGACUUCUCGUCUAUAAUAAACCGAGGCUUUUCUACUUCGUCAACUUUGAAUUCCGAAAUUAACCUUCGAGCGGCGUCGUCGCUCAGUCACAAGUCUCUCCCUUUGGGUCGAAUCCCCAAGGACAGGAAUGUCCAGUGGGUUUUCCUCGGAUGUCCCGGAGUCGGAAAGGGGACCUACGCCGGUCGCCUUUCUAGGCUCCUCGGCGUUCCUCACAUCUCCACCGGUGAUCUCGUCCGCGAAGAGCUCUCAUCUAAGGGUCCCCUUGCUUCUCAGCUUGCCGAGAUUGUUAAUCAUGGGAAAUUGGUGUCAGAUGAAAUUAUUAUAAAACUAUUGUCCAAGCGUCUUGAAGCUGGAGAAACUAAGGGUGAAUCAGGAUUUAUUCUUGAUGGCUUCCCUCGAACUAUAAGACAGGCGGAAAUUUUAGAGGGAGUUACGGACAUUGACUUGGUGGUUAACUUGAAGCUCCGAGAAGAAGCAUUGCUUGCAAAAUGCCUUGGAAGAAGAAUAUGUAGCGAGUGUGGAGGGAAUUAUAAUGUCGCUUGCAUUGAUAUCAAGGGUGAAAACGGAAGUCCUGGAAUGUACAUGGCUCCCCUUCCUCCUCCUCCACAUUGUGAAUCAAAAUUAAUCACCCGUUCUGAUGACACUGAAGAAGUUGUAAAGGAGCGCUUCCGUGUAUACAAUGAAAUGAGCCGGCCUGUGGAGGAGUUCUAUCGUAGUCGUGAGAAGUUGUUAGAAUUCGAUCUUCCUGGAGGAAUCCCAGAGUCCUGGACAAAACUACUUCAAGCUCUGAAUCUCUAUGAUCAUGAGGGCAAAAAGUCUGCAGCAGCUUGAGUUUUUUGACGAAUGUCAUAGUAUAUUCACUAGGUAAAUUUAUCAUUCUUUGCAUGUGGGUGAAGUAUGCAUGCAUUCUAAUUUCACCAGGAGAUGAAUACUUAUUUUUUAUGCAAUAAAAGCUUGAUAGACCAUGGACUCUUUAUAGUGAAUCUCCCUUAAGGGAUAUUGCAGAUGUAUGGGAUGACAGUGGAGGCGACAUGAUGUAAUUGUUCUUUAUACCAAGACAUAUGAUGUUACUCAAUUAUUGUUUUAUUUGUGUAAUCUUGGUAUCAUUCCCAUUAAUAUUUUCUUUGUUUCGACCAUGGAAACUUGAGCAAUUUUUUAUGGUGGACACGCCUUAACUUCUUCAAAC
This is a messenger RNA of Ilex paraguariensis (yerba mate), 1278 nucleotides long. The record is from the annotation of a GenBank genome assembly. NCBI's taxonomy places the organism in Eukaryota, Viridiplantae, Streptophyta, Magnoliopsida, Aquifoliales, Aquifoliaceae.